AUGGUAAACGGCAACUACGUGUUAUACGGGGACCGGUCGUGCUCCGAGUCCGAGAUCGUAGACGACCACGUCCAGACGCGGACCGCCGAGCGAAAAGUGAAGCGCAAAGCGAAUCGUAGCGCGAAUGACUUGCACCACUCCCUCAAUCUCGCCAAAUUAGACAACGAGACAGACUCCGUGAAAUACGAGAAGAAAAUAAAGGAGCCGAGACUCCUAAGAUAUAUUCCUACCACGGAGAUACAAGAGAAUUACAUUACAGAAAAGUUUGAGAGCUACGAUUUAAAGGCGGCAGAGGAGGUGCCGAGACGGCAUAACUAUACGAAGAAGCCGAAGAACCCGAGCGAUGGAUCACUCCAUUACUCUAAUUCUCGCUCCAGCAGCAGCUGCAGCUCGCCCAACGGCAACUUACCCACGAUAUCGGAGCAGUGCGAGUCGUACGGCACGUAUAGGAUCCGACCCGUCCCGCCGCCUCCCCAUCACCCCGGGUUCGAAAACAAAUUAGACAAGUACUUCGCUAAGCCGAGGGAUAUGAAGAAUUUUCCAACCAAGGGUUCGCACCCCGACAGCCUGUACCGCGUGACGGAGAGCGGGCUAGGGCGGGGCCGCGCGGGGCGGGCGGCGCGUCUAUUGCGCUGGCCCCUCGCCCUCUUCACUAUAUGCGUCGCGCUUGGCGUGUUCGUCUACUUCCUUGUGCCUAGCAACCUGAAUGCAGAUGUGAAUUCUGCGAAUGCUACGGACUGGGAGGAGAGCGUCGCCGGGGCACAGAGCAACCCUAACAACAGACGAAUCGAGGUCAAAAAUAAAGAAGUUAAGCAGCCUUCCGGAACGAAAACACCAGAAAUAGAUUUUUACGAGGCAGACACUGACAGAAAUUAUGAUAUCACGACGGUUUUAGAUUCGAUCACAGAGAGAACGUUCAAGCGGAAACUGCCCGCGCCACCAGUCUUCCCCUCCCACAUCACACCGGAAAUACAAUAUGGCAACGAGAAGGCGGACUUGGACAAGCUGCGAGCACCCAAAUACCUAGACGAGACGAGGAACACUGUGCCCAGUGAAUCCACGCUCAAACCGCAUAUCACACAGAAGCCGGAGAAACCCCUUGCCAUCUAUUUCCAAGAUGGCAGCGCUAUGCCAAGCAGCACCGAACCUGUCACUGUUAGUGAUUUCGCCGAUGCGGAAUCUUCGAAUGGUCUAUCGGGAUUUGUCGAUAGAGAUCCUAGUGGCAACGCUAAAAGAGAGCCCCUGGAAAUAAUCUACAAUAUAAGAUCUAGGGCCAACGAGAAGUUUGCAAGCUCGGAGCCACCGAUUGUGGAAGAAUUUUACAGUCGACCGCUAGCCAAGGAUGUGAAAUUCACAUCGGGACAUUCAAAGGUGUUCGGUCUCUCUAUUGAAGAGGCAGAACAUAUGAAAUCUACGACACAGCACUCCUUAUACAACACGAGGGUGUCACCAACUCUACCGACUUGGCGCAACAUAAAAGAACCCACCACUAAAAAGUAUCCAGAUGGGUUGAAUAACCUGGAUGUGCAAUGUAGAUCAACUAGUGUGCCUCUAUGUAGAGGUAUUCUGCCGUACGACCUGGCUGGUCCUCCAGUCACCAUGGGCAGAACAACCGUGUCGAGCCUCCUCCCGCAGCUGGAAUACCUCAUCCAAACCAACUGCAGCGAGCGAGCCAUACAUUUCGUCUGCGCGCUCCUUGAACCAGAAUGCAGCCCGCAACCAAACCUCCAAAAACUGCCUUGCUAUAAUUUCUGCAAAGGUAUCGUGGACAGCUGCGAAGGAUCCAUUCCAGCGGAGUUGAACUCAGUGUUCCAGUGCAGCCAGUAUUCAAGCAGCAACUGUGCCAGCCCCAGGAGCCCGUGUCUGUCGCGCGAGAUGGCCUGCGGCGACGGAUCGUGUAUAUCGCGGGACUGGAUCUGCGAUGGAACUAAAGACUGCCCAUCGGGAGAAGAUGAGGCAUCAUGCUCUUUGUGUGAAACUAAUGAAUACAGAUGUGCUUCCGGUAUGUGCAUAACCAAACGUUGGCUGUGCGAUGGUUACUCCGAUUGUCCCGGUGGGGACGAUGAAUCAUAUGACCUGUGCCAAGGCAAGCGGCCCCAGCCGAGAGGGCUCUCGGACUUAGGAGAUGGGGACUUGGGAGAAGAAAUCGCUGGAUCUGCCCCAGCGCCGUCAAUUCGUAAACCAAACAGGGUACCAACUAACCGUGAAAGAAAUUCUGGAUACACGAUGGGUGAAAGUGACAGCAGCAAGGAAAUCCUUAUGACAAGUGAUAGCAAUAACGCCCUUCGUAGGAACUUUACUCGGAGACCUUCACCAUCUCGUCUCUCACCCUACAUUAGACAAAAACCUAAAGGAGUGACCCCAGAAACCAACGAAUAUUCAACUAUAAUAUCAGUUGUCGAAGAAACAACGAAAAAGCAAUUGGAAUUCCCCAAGAGAAAUUCAAGACAAAAGUCAAUACCAGCACCAAAAUCUGCUAACAUAAAAAUGGAAGCCGAAGAAGAUAUGAGUAUAGAAUUUACCAACGACGAGCAAACGACAGAGAAAGCAACGAAAAAACCAACGAUCAUUGAAUUAGAAUCGAAAGCAUCAAAGGGACAAACGAGGGAAAACAAAGUUGAAAGACAUAUUGAUGCUGCGAUGAUGAGGGAACCUCGAGUAGACCGCGACGAAUCCAUAUCGGAUUCGUCGGAAAUCGUGAACGUGACGUUAUCGGAGAGGAGCGAGGAGAUGUACAACAGCGCGCAUGCGUCGCCGUGCCCGAGCGGGGAGCUGCGGUGCGUCGACGGCCGCUGCAUUGCGCUGUCACAACUCUGCGACGGAACCAUAGACUGUUCGGACCACGCUGAUGAAGACAACUGCUACACGUAGUUUAGUUGAUUAGUAACUGAUACUCGUAGGUUAGGCUUUUUCUUUUUUGCUGUUUUGUCUUAUGUUCUUUCAGCCGUCAACUCACGUAAAGACGAGAAGUCAGAAACGGGGAAGGCCGAUCGUUCUAUUUCAUCGCAGAUCGACUUGAAAGAUGGGUUCAAUGAGCAUUCCCAUGUGUCGAGUCCUUUCAGGUCGGCCUGGGAUCAGUCCGAUUG
Messenger RNA from Aricia agestis (brown argus), 3086 nucleotides. RefSeq names its product atrial natriuretic peptide-converting enzyme-like. The transcript is spliced from 9 exons. Bases 1 to 2871 code for a protein of 956 amino acids. Gene Ontology annotation, molecular function: protein binding. NCBI's taxonomy places the organism in Eukaryota, Metazoa, Arthropoda, Insecta, Lepidoptera, Lycaenidae. The record is from RefSeq and is a predicted model, not a curated record. Gene Ontology annotation, cellular component: plasma membrane.